UGUUUGGAAAAGAGAUAAAGGUGGGUUAGGAUGUUUACAACUUUUUUUUUUAUGCCUAUAGACGAAUGAGUUGGGAUUUGGGUGGAUCUGGUUAAUGAUGUGUAAUUUACUAGAAGCAGCUAGGGUCUUAAUCAAGCUUCAACAAAUUUUAUCAUUGUCUCAGUUUGUUUCUCUCAAUAUCUGAGUUUGGCAUUCUUCAAAAUCGAAGUUCCUGCAGACCCAAGUUGAUUCUCUUAAUAUCUCAGAGUCUAUCUCUCUUGAUUUUACUUCCUCCCCUUGCUCGUGAUUGUCACUGCUGCAAUUUGGUUUUUUGUGGCCUAAUCAGCCCAUGUUGUUGGUGAUCAAUUGUUAAUGGGCUUAGCAUCUGUGUGUAAAGUCUAGGUGAAGCAGAAGUGUGGGCUUUUAGUUAGCGAAGCCUUUGAUGAGCGAGCCCGGUCAGUAGGGUUUUGUAGCUAAGUCCCCUCCCCAACUUUCUAUAAAUACAUAUUGUCUCAUCACGAUUGUAUACCUUUUGAUAAUCGGAAAAUAUAACUCAUUUCGAUUUAGAGAUCUAGGGAGGAAGACUUAGUUGAUAGUAUUGCACUAUCAAAUUGGAGUAACUGCUGUGGAUCAAUCAGAGAUAAUUGCUAUGGAUCAAUCAGAGAUCUAGGGAGGAAGACUUAGUUGAUAGUAUACUUUAUCAAAUUGGAGUAACUGCUGUGGAUCAAUCAGAGAUAAUUGCUAUGGAUCAAUCAGUCUGCAUGGGUGAGUUUUGAUGCAGUGUAUAAGCUGAGAAGGACAAUUAUGCAUGGAUUUGGUAUUUCUGGCAGUAGCAUGUGACUCUUUUAGUUAAGGGGUGUAUUGUAUAUAUACGUUAAACUCCAUGGAUUUCUCGCUCAAGAAAUCGUUGAAGUCACAAGGCUCUUAUAUUAAACAUACGAAGAAAAUCUCCGCAGGUGGAGGUAUCCAAACCAGUCACGAACAACUGCCUAUUCUCUCACAUCAAGACAUAGACAUUGUCGAAGAUCGACGUCACCCCCAUAUUACGAGCCAGAUGAAGGAGAGUUCUACUACUGACCGGAGUGAGGUCAUUGUAAAAAUCGACGAAGGUGGUGAUUCCGCCGCUGCCACCGGUGGCGGUGACCCUUCUAAAAAUGCUGCGAAUGGGAAGUAUUGGCGGGAGACUAGCUAUGAUGUGUGGAAAGACCCGGUUGGAGGUGGAGGUUGUGUGCAGGACGGCGGCGGAGAGAGUACUGAUGGUGGGACUAGACAGAGUUUUAAUUUUGUUCAAGGUAAUAAGCAGCAACAUCAGCAGGGGAUGGAUGAUCCUCCGUCGAAGUUGAUUGGGCAGUUUUUACAUAAGCAGAGAGCUUCAGGAGACAUGUCAUUAGAUAUGGAUUUGGAGAUGGAGGAGCUUCGUAGUAACCACCAUGAUCGGGAUUUGUCGCCUUUGGCAGAGUCUCCGAUGAAUGUUUGGCAGUCAAGGGAGUUGAAGGUGUCGUUUGAUCCUCCCUCGAUGUCGACGGAUGCCUUAGAUGGAUCUCAGGGAACUGAGUCGAUGCGGAGACGGUAUAAGGAGUCGCCGGACGACGAGGAGAGUCGAGGACAACAUGAGCAACCAAAUCACGAUGAGGAAGAGGUUGUGAGGUGUACAUCAAACGCAUCGUUUCAGCGCGACAUUUCAUUUCAAAGUGGGUCUAGUUUGUUACGGGUAAGGACAAAGUCCAGGCUUUUGGACCCGCCCGAUGACCCUGAUAGACGAUCGGAUCGGGUUUCAAAGUCUGGGCAGAUUCCUAAGUCGGGUCAGAAAUCCGGGUUGGCACCGAAGUCGGGUCAUGUGAAAUCUGGUAUUUUGGGGAAGGCUAAUGGGGAGGAGGAAGAAGAUGACCCAUUUUUUGAUGAGGACAUACCCGAUGAAUUCACUAGGUCGAAUCUUAAUGCCUUAACUCUGGUUCAAUGGGCUAGUUUGGUUUUGAACAUUGCGGCAUUGGCUUGUACGCUUUCAGUCCCACAUUUGAGAAAGAAAAACUUGUGGAAGUUGAAGCUAUGGAAAUGGGAGGUCUUGGUUGCGGUUCUGAUUUGUGGGAGGUUGGUCUCUGGUUGGGGGAUUCGGAUUGUGGUCUUUUUCAUUGAAAGGAAUUUUCUUUUGCGUAAAAGGGUUCUGUAUUUUGUUUAUGGUAUUAGAAAAGCUGUUCAGAAUUGUUUAUGGCUGGGCCUUGUUUUGAUUGCUUGGCACUUUUUGUUCGACAAGAAAGUUGAGAGAGAGACUAGAAGUGUGGGUCUCAAAUAUGUGACGAAAGUAUUGGUUUGUUUCUUGGUGGGUACAUUGCUUUGGUUGGUGAAGACCCUCAUAGUAAAAGUUCUUGCUUCUUCAUUCCAUGUUAGUACCUUCUUUGAUAGAAUUCAGGACUCGCUUUUCAACCAGUUUGUGAUUGAAACGCUUUCGGGUCCACCGUUGAUUGAGAUUUGCAAAGCAGAGGAAGAGGAUGAGAGGCUCGCCGAUGACGUUCAGAAGCUCCAGAAUGCUGGGGCUACUAUACCACCUGACCUUAAGGAUGCAGCUUUCUCAUCUGGGUUUCCUCCUCCGAGAACGAGUCGAGUCAUUGGGAGUGGAGGGUUGUCGAAGCCAAAGAAUAGUGCCAAACUCUCUCGGGUACUUAGCAAGGAUUCAGAGGAGGGCAUAACAAUUGAUCACUUGCAUAAGUUGAAUCCCAAGAAUGUGUCUGCCUGGAAUAUGAAAAGGCUUAUGAGAAUGGUGCGAAAUGGCGCUCUUACUACGCUUGAUGAGCAGAUAAUGGAUUCCACUCACGGUGAUGAGUCUGCUACGCAGAUUCGGAGUGAAGUUGAAGCCAAGGCUGCCGCCAAGAAAAUAUUUCACAAUGUAGCCAGGCGAGGCUCCAAGUUUAUCUACCUUGAGGAUAUAAUGCGUUUCAUGCGAGAAGAUGAGGCUCACAAGACCAUGAGUCUCUUUGAAGGGGCAGCUGAGACACAGAGAAUUAGCAAAUCUUCUUUGAAAAACUGGGUGGUUAAUGCAUUCAGGGAACGGAGAGCACUUGCCUUGACACUAAAUGACACCAAAACUGCUGUAAACAAACUUCAUCAUAUGGUAAACAUAAUAGUUGCUAUCGUUAUAGGAGUCAUAUGGCUUCUUCUAUUAGGAAUUGCCACGACCAAGUUUCUACUUUUCGUCAGUUCGCAACUAGUACUUGUGGCAUUUGUUUUUGGAAACACUUGCAAGACAGUUUUUGAAGCCAUCGUUUUCUUAUUUGUGAUGCACCCUUUUGAUGUUGGAGAUCGAUGUGAAAUCGAUGGAGUUCAGAUGGUUGUAGAAGAAAUGAACAUCUUAACUACAGUUUUUCUAAGGUAUGACAACACUAAGAUAAUAUUCCCCAAUAGUACUCUUGCCACAAAGGCCAUCAACAACUUAUACCGUAGUCCAGACACGGGAGACGGUAUUGAAUUCUGCAUCCACGUAGCUACUCCACCGGAUAAGAUUGCGGCUGUAAAACAGAGAAUAACACAUUAUGUUGAGAGCAAGGUGGAGCACUGGUAUCCUGCACCAAUGAUUAUAAUGAAGGAAAUUGAAGAACUAAACAGGGUAAGAAUGGCUGUUUGGUUGUGCCAUAAAAUGAACCACCAAGACAUGGGUGAAAGGUAUUCAAGGAGAUCUCUUUUGAUAGAAGAGAUGGUUAAGGCAUUCCGGGAACUUGACAUGCAAUAUCGCCUUCUUCCAAUCGACAUUAAUGUCAGCGCCAUGCCAACUAUGACCUCUACUCGGCUUCCCAAUAGUUGGACUGCAACUACAAGCUGAGAAAAUAAAGAAGACUACCUAACAAUAACUUGAUAACCAUUGAGCCAAGGAAAGGGAUUGAGCCCCGGAGGCUUAAUGUGUAGGACUUGUGUUGAUAAUGAAGAGGACUAGAAUUUUAUGUAGAGAAUUGUGUUGUUUUGGUUGGUUGAGUUUUAGAGUUUAGAGGAAUCACAAAUUAGUGACUUCUAUUGCAAAGAGAAUUUUAGCUAGUUUGUUUUGUUUACUUUUUUUUUGGGUGUCUUGUUAGUUUAUAAAAUAAUAUCAAUUUAACGAUUUUGUAUAAAUGGAUGCAAAUUUAUAUAUAAUAGGACCAAGAACUUCAAUAACUUGCUCCUUAAAAAUCAAAUUGAUAUGUUUCCUCUCAAAA
This is a messenger RNA of Cannabis sativa, 4157 nucleotides long. Its product is annotated as mechanosensitive ion channel protein 6. Lineage: Eukaryota; Viridiplantae; Streptophyta; Magnoliopsida; Rosales; Cannabaceae. Gene Ontology annotation, cellular component: plasma membrane. The transcript has 11 exons. Gene Ontology annotation, biological process: transmembrane transport; monoatomic anion transport. The coding region runs from base 863 to 3790 and encodes 975 amino acids. The record is from RefSeq and is a predicted model, not a curated record. Gene Ontology annotation, molecular function: mechanosensitive monoatomic ion channel activity.